Molecule: messenger RNA, 2938 nt
Organism: Lagenorhynchus albirostris (white-beaked dolphin)
Lineage: Eukaryota; Metazoa; Chordata; Mammalia; Artiodactyla; Delphinidae
Gene: CFAP36
Product: cilia and flagella associated protein 36
Exons: 11
Coding region: 169-1236 (355 amino acids)
Cellular component (GO): axoneme; ciliary base
Source: RefSeq, a predicted model, not a curated record
UUGCCAUAGCGACCGUUUUACGUUAACUGGUUUGUAGCUUUCAUCCAGGUGACUGCGAGACUGCGGGGGCAACUUGUCUUCCCAUUUCCUCUCGGUUCCCUGCGGCCGAAACGCCUUCCAGGCUCCGGGGGUCUGGCCUAGGCUUCCGCGGCGGCCCUCGAGGGCGGAAUGGCUGCGGAAGAAGAGGACGAGGUGGAAUGGGUAGUGGAGAGCAUCGCGGGGUUUCUGAGGGGCCCGGACUGGUCCAUCCCCAUCUUGGACUUUGUGGAGCAGAAAUGUGAAGUUUUUGAUGAUGAAGAAGAAAGCAAAUUGACCUAUACGGAGAUUCAUCAGGAGUACAAAGAACUAGUUGAAAAGCUGUUAGAAAGUUACCUUAAAGAAAUUGGAAUUAAUGAAGAUCAAUUUCAAGAAGCAUGCACUUCUCCUCUUGCAAAGACCCAUACAUCACAGGCCAUUUUGCAACCUGUACUGGCAGCAGAAGAUUUUACUAUCUUUAAAGCAAUGAUGGUCCAGAAAAACAUUGAAAUGCAGCUGCAAGCCAUUCGAAUAAUUCAAGAGAGAAAUGGUGUAUUACCUGACUGCUUAACAGAUGGUUCUGAUGUGGUCAGUGACCUUGAACAGGAAGAGAUGAAAAUCCUGAGAGAAGUUCUUAGAAAAUCGAAAGAAGAAUAUGACCAGGAGGAAGAAAGAAAGAGUAAAAAGCAGCUAUCAGAGGCUAAAACAGAAGAGCCUCCGAUGCAUGCCAAUGAAACUGCAAAAAUGAAUAAUUCCCAAGGGAAUGGUGAACAUUUUGCACACCCACCCUCAGAAGUUAAAGUGCAUUCUGCUGAUCAGUCAGUACAAACUUUGACAAGAAAGCUGGAAACGUUGCCUGAAAGUUCCUCCCUCCCACAAAAAGACCUGAAGAUUCCUGGCUUUGAACAUGCAAACAUUGAGGGACCAAUAGCAAAUUUAUCAACACUUGGAACAGAAGAGCUCCGGCAACGAGAACACUAUCUGAAGCAGAAGAGAGAUAAGUUGAUAUCCAUGAGAAAGGAUAUGAGGACUAAGCACAUACAAAAUUCGGAGCAGAAAGGAAAACCUGCUGGGGAGGUAGAGGAAAUGACAGAGAAACCAGAAAUGACAGCAGAGGAGAAGCAAACAUUACUAAAGAGGAGAUUGCUUGCAGAGAAACUUAAAGAAGAAGUUAUUAAUAAAAGAGCUACCAUUAAAACAGAUAAAGGAACAACUGCCUGAGCCUGUUGACCUGAAUUCUGCCAUGGGUGUAGGUCUUCUGUGUGUGAAGUGAUCCCAGGUAGUGUUCUGUUGUCCAUUUGCUAAAAAAUAACCAGAAAUAGUAGGAGAGAAACCUUCCUUUCAGAAGCUUCCUGUGUUGUGUCAUCCCAUAAGCACCCUCUUUUCUAGUUACGGGCCACUCCUGAGUUUAACUUACAAUUCCAUUUUAUCUCCUUAAAUCUAUCGUUAUAAACUUUUUAAAAGGGAUACCAAAAUUACAUUAGUUCCAACUUUCAACGUGCAGAGAAAACUCAGCAUCACUUUAUAUUUGUCACAUUUUCAUCACAGAUGGACAAGUUGAAAAACUAGUGGUUAAAACACAGAAAUCUGUUCAUGUAGCUUUUUAUUAAAAAUAGUUUCUAUAUUGCAUACAUGUUUACAGAUAUAAUUUUAAGAGAACCUCAGGCAUACAAAUGUGGGCUCCGGCUUGCUUCACUGAGUGAAGAUAAAGAUAAAAAUCUUGAUCUGCCUGAGGGUAGACAUUUAAGACAGCAGCUAACGUGUAAUCUUAAGUUAGUUAUUCUUUCAAGGGUUAUUUUUAAGUCUUGUUUUCGUAUCAUUGUGGGUGAGCAUCUGUACCAUGAAAAGUGUUUUCCUGUAAUUCAACAAAACAUUCACAUUUCUGCUAUAAGAAAAGUUUCUCCUAUGAUGAUUUAAAUGAUUUAAAAGACUUGUGGCAGUUCUUCAGAAAGGAAAAUUAAAGAAACUUCAUAAGAUAUAUAAAGAUAAUACUUCCUACUGGAACUUAAAAUUACUUAAUCAGGAAGAGUCAAGAGUAAAUAGGGAAACGCUUUAGGGUUGGGCUUAUUAGAGUCCAAGAGGAAAUUUAAUAAGAGCUAAGAAGAGUGAAGAGGCUUGAUAAAAUUUGCUUGAAAGAAAAUGUAUUCAUAUGGUAACUUUACUGAUCUUGGUUUAAAUCCUGAUUCACUUGCCUUUAUGAGGUGGAAGGUCUUUUUCAAUAUAUGUACCUUUAAUCAAAGAGGUGGUAGAAGCCCAAUGCUGUGAUGCUUUGGUGCUGGGACUUUUAUGUGUCCAAGGCAUACCUUCUAUGUGCAAUUGACCCUUGUUUAGAAUUCUUUCAUUCAGACGGGUGUAUGACACAGUGGUCUAUAAUAAAUAUCUAUGGAUAACUUAGUGGCUUUAAAAAGAUAUUGUAAAAUGGACACAUCUCAAAAUGGAGUUUACUUAUAUUUACAAGAAACCAAACAAAAGCAACAAACAUAGAAUUACAGGGUCACAUUUUAAUUCCUGAAUUUUACAGGUCAGCAUUAAUAUCACCACAUGUAUACAAAUGGUGUAAAACAAGUACAGUGGUAUUUUUAAUACAAAAUAAACAUCUGUUUUAUGGAAAAACUAUACUUCGUAUCUACACAGACAGCCCAUCUUCCAAACAAUAGCCAAAAUUAAAAUUAACUACAAAAUCUCCAAAACAGGGGAAACUGCUUCAGUUUAAGCUAUUCCAGGAAAAAUGGACCCGUAACACAUUACAAGGGUGAUCUGAAGGCUGUAGCUGGAAUUACUAUUUUUAGUUUUUUGGUUUUUUUCUUCCCAAUGCAUUAAAUUGUAGUUUGGGGGAUGUUUUUCUCACUUCAGCAUCUCAGAUCAUAGAUGAGCAAACUAACAUUAAAAUAUUUACAGUUAACUUGCUGUUCUAAAAAUAAAA